Euleptes europaea (tarantolino) is the source of this 2084-nucleotide messenger RNA. RefSeq names its product adaptor protein, phosphotyrosine interacting with PH domain and leucine zipper 2 (gene APPL2). The coding region runs from base 37 to 2022 and encodes 661 amino acids. Gene Ontology annotation, biological process: signaling. The transcript has 21 exons. The record is from RefSeq and is a predicted model, not a curated record. Gene Ontology annotation, molecular function: protein binding. NCBI's taxonomy places the organism in Eukaryota, Metazoa, Chordata, Lepidosauria, Squamata, Sphaerodactylidae. Gene Ontology annotation, cellular component: cytoplasm; endosome membrane.
UCAGUUAUUCCCGACCGCCUGGGCGCCCUUCUCGCAAUGCCGGCCGUCGACAAACUUCGCCUGGACGAGGCUUUGCAGGAUAGUCCGCAGACUCGCUCGUUGCUGAGUGUGUUUGAAGAAGAUGCAGGAACACUUACAGACUACACCAACCAGUUGCUUCAAGCAAUGCAGCGGGUUUAUGGGGCUCAGAAUGAAAUGUGUCUGGCAACACAACAACUCUCCAAGCAGCUUCUAGCCUAUGAAAAACAGAAUUUUGCCCUGGGUAAAGGAGAUGAAGAAAUGAUCUCUACUCUUCAGUACUUCUCAAAAGUUGUGGAUGAGCUUAACGUUCUGCAUACUGAAUUGGCCAAACAGCUUGCAGACACCAUGGUUCUCCCAAUCAUCCAGUUUCGGGAAAAAGAUCUUACAGAAGUAAGCACUCUGAAGGAUCUCUUUGGCCUUGCUAGCAAUGAGCAUGAUGUCUCCAUGGCGAAGUACAGCAGAUUACCAAAAAAGAGAGAAAACGAGAAGCUGAAGGCGGAAGUUGCCAAAGAAGUGGCCAGUGCCCGGAGGAAGCAGCAUCUCUCAUCACUGCAGUAUUAUUGCGCCCUGAAUGCUUUACAGUACCGCAAAAGAGUAGCCAUGAUGGAGCCCAUGCUGGGGUAUACACGCUCACAGAUUAAAUUUUUUAAGAAGGGAGCAGAGAUGUUUUCCAAAAAAAUGGACAGCUUUUUAUCGUCUGUUUCAAACAUGAUUCACAGCGUUCAGGAAGAAUUGGAUACUGAGGCCGAAGCUAUGCGGGUAUCUCAGCAAGACCUCCUUUCCGGGAACGAAUCGGUUUACACGCCUGAUUUUGACGUGGCCUCUCCUGUCAUUAACAGAAACCUUAUUCAGAAGGCAGGCUACCUUAACCUUAGAAAUAAAACAGGCUUGGUGACUACAACGUGGGACAGAUUGUACUUCUUCACUCAAGGUGGAAACCUGAUGUGUCAGCCUAGGGGAGCUGUUGCGGGAGGACUGAUCCAAGAUCUGGACAACUGCUCCGUCAUGGCAGUCGACUGUGAAGACCGGCGAUACUGUUUUCAGAUCACCACUCCCACAGGAAAACCAGGCAUAACCCUUCAGGCAGAGAGCAAGAAAGAAUAUGAGGAGUGGAUAUGUGCAAUCAACAACAUCUCGCGACAGAUCUAUCUUACCGACAAUCCUGAAGCAGUGGCCAUCAAAUUGAACCAGACAGCAUUACAGGCCGUGACCCCAAUCACAAGCUUUGGGAAAAAACAGGAACAUCUAUGUCCCAGCCAGGAUGUGAAGAAUGUGGAGAUACAGAAUGCCCAGGUGGUCCCUAAUGAGCCUGCCAGUGUUCCAGACUCAGCUGAGCUAAUUGCACCUGGGACACCAAUCCAGUUUGACAUUGUGCUUCCUGCCAUGGAGUUCCUGGAUCAGAACAGGGGCGGCAGGCGCACAAACCCUUUUGGAGAGUCUGAAGAUGGCCAGAAGGAGAAUGAGGAAGAUUCACUCUUGCAGCAGAUGUUUGUAGUUCGCUUUCUAGGGUCUAUGGCUGUCAACUCAGAUCAUACCACUGAAGUGAUCUAUGAAGCAAUGAGGCAGGUGCUGGCAGCUCGGGCCAUUCACAACAUCUUCCGUAUGACAGAAUCCCACCUCUUGGUCACCAGCUACGACCUGAAAUUAAUAGAUCCUCAAACCCAAGUUACAAGAACAAGUUUUGAACUUGCCAGUGUGACACAGUUUGCUGCCCAUCAAGAUAACAAGCGGCUUCUUGGGUUUGUGGUUUGUGAUGCCGAAUCUCCAGGUGAAAAUUCCAAGAGCGCAUAUGUCUUUGAGAGCAACACAGAAGCCGAAAAGAUUUGCUAUGCAAUAGGCCUAGGAAAGGAAAUCAUUGAGGCACGUAAGGAUCCAGAAGCACUGGCUCAAUUAAUGUCAUCCAUGCCCUUUACCAAUGAUGGGAAAUUCAUGCUACUGAAUGACCAGUCGGAAAAAGAAGCUGCUGAGCUUGGAGAUGGGCAGGAAGAGUCUGAAGCAUAAGUUGUAAUUUAGGGGAUUUGAUGUUGCACAUAACAGGUCAAAUUCUGUGCUCUCAGUUGUGA